AAUCAGCGGCGGGGAGGUGGGCAGCGGUGCCGCAGGUGUUCUGCCCGGCGGAGGCCCGCGGCCGGGGGAAAGAUGGCGCCGGGCGCUCGGCGGUGGCGGCGGCUGUCGGUGCCGGUGCCGCACCCGCCGGCCGGGAGCUGCCUCCUCUUGCUGCUGCUGCUGCUCCUCCUCCUCUGCGGCCAGCUCGGGGGAGGACAGAAAAAGAAGGAGAAUCUUCUGGCUGAGAAGGUAGAACAGCUGAUGGAGUGGAGCUCAAGGCGCUCGGUCAUCCGCAUGAAUGGAGACAAAUUCCGAAGAUUUGUGAAGGCUCCACCUCGUAACUACUCUGUGAUAGUGAUGUUCACUGCUCUACAGCCACAGCGGCAAUGCUCUGUUUGCAGGCAAGCUAAUGAAGAAUAUCAAGUGCUGGCUAAUUCAUGGCGCUAUUCAUCUGCUUUUUCAAACAAGCUGUUUUUCACAAUAGUGGAUUAUGAUGAAGGGGCAGAUGUCUUUCAACAGCUGAAUAUGAACUCUGCUCCGACUUUCAUGCAUUUUCCACCAAAAGGUAAGCCCAAGAGAGCUGACACAUUUGACCUGCAGAGAAUCGGAUUUGCAGCUGAACAGCUAGCUAAAUGGAUAGCUGACAGAACAGAUGUUCAUAUUAGAGUGUUCAGGCCUCCUAACUAUUCUGGUACAAUCGCAUUGGCUCUUCUGGUAUCUCUUGUUGGUGGCUUGUUAUAUCUGAGAAGAAAUAAUUUAGAAUUCAUCUACAACAAAACUGGCUGGGCCAUGGCAGCUCUGUGUGUUGUAUUUGCUAUGACAUCUGGUCAGAUGUGGAAUCAUAUCCGUGGACCCCCAUAUGCUCAUAAAAAUCCUCAGAAUGGACAAGUGAGUUACAUACAUGGAAGCAGUCAGGCUCAGUUUGUUGCAGAAUCUCAUAUUAUUCUUCUGCUGAAUGCUGCUAUCACCAUGGGAAUGGUACUCCUGAAUGAAGCUGCUACAUCCAAAGGGGAUGUUGGAAAGAGGAGAAUAAUAUGCCUGGUAGGCCUGGGUCUGGUGGUCUUCUUCUUCAGUUUCCUUUUGUCGAUAUUCCGUUCCAAAUACCAUGGCUACCCAUAUAGCUGGUGAAGAAAGAAAAAAAAGAAAUCUAGGAUAGUGCUGAAAAGAAUGAUUCGUUACAAUCCUGUUAAAGUGAGAUACUGCUUCAUCAUGCUGCUACUAUGAAGAAACUGGUAGACCCAUAAACCAAAAUCUGUCCUAAGGAGCUGAGUUAGAAUCAGCAUCACAACUUACUAAUUGAUAACACCCAUGAGAUAAAUUCAUAAAAGAAUGAACUCCAUUGAUGCUAAGUACAUGAGAAACAUUUAGUAGCUGACUGAGUAUGUUGAAGUUAUUCCUUGUUAUUGUAACAUUACUGCUUCUACAGAAUUUAGCAAGAUUUUACAGGCUUGCUUGUGCUCUUCUGGAUUCUCUGUGUUUUCAUGGGAAUUAAGUAACCAUUCAGUCUUAAAUCCUCAUUCAGUGCAGAAUUACUGGAAACUGUCACUAGAACUGAUCCUAUUACUUUGCCAUGAUGAAAUUUCAUUUACUUGUUUCCAAAUGUUUAAUUUGCUUAUCUGUUCCUUUCCUCUGUUAAAUCUUUGAGGGUUUUGAUGGUCUCUUGGGUAGUUCUGAACCCAUUUUCUGUUCCAUUAUUGUAAAUAAACAUUCUAUUGAUUCUUUGACACUUCAGUUGUCUCAACCAUGUAGUCUACAGACACUGUCAUACUCUUUGUGAAGAGGAGAAGCUUCUUUAUGUUCAUACUUAAUUAAUUUUAAUUUAAAGUGAACAUACAGAACAGUAAGGUAGACUAAGUAUAUAAAUUCUGUUAUUUUCUCAUUGCUCCUUUAAUUUUAUAUCCUGCACUUAAAUCUUAGUCAUAUUCGCUGAUACACAUUCAUCUUUUUGUCUGAAUUUCUCAGCAUCUUUCCAAAGAGUUUCUUGUCCCAUCAAUUGAUCUUGGUGUAGAUAUGUCUUAUGAUGUGAAAUAUGUCUGUCUUUUUACUUUCACUGGUAGUAGAUUUCACCUUGAAACUAUCAGUCUUUAUGUGAUAAAUUGUCCUCAGGCUAGUAAAGCUUUGCCUGUAACAACAAUGCAUA
Messenger RNA from Oxyura jamaicensis (ruddy duck), 2119 nucleotides. It is a transcript of the gene TUSC3, whose product is annotated as tumor suppressor candidate 3. The transcript is spliced from 10 exons. NCBI's taxonomy places the organism in Eukaryota, Metazoa, Chordata, Aves, Anseriformes, Anatidae. Bases 73 to 1107 code for a protein of 344 amino acids. The record is from RefSeq and is a predicted model, not a curated record. Gene Ontology annotation, cellular component: oligosaccharyltransferase complex.